Messenger RNA from Monopterus albus (swamp eel), 1019 nucleotides. RefSeq names its product transmembrane protein 121B (gene tmem121b). The transcript has a single exon. The coding region runs from base 28 to 996 and encodes 322 amino acids. NCBI's taxonomy places the organism in Eukaryota, Metazoa, Chordata, Actinopteri, Synbranchiformes, Synbranchidae. The record is from RefSeq and is a predicted model, not a curated record.
CCCGCACCCGCGCCCGCCACUUGCAUCAUGACAUCGGGAGAGUUCAUGCAGAGCGCUCCGCUGCUGGCGCACAAAUCUAAGAGGAGCCUCUUGUACAAGGCGCUCUGCUUCCUUCUCCUCAUCUUCCAGGGCGGCAUUCUGGACUUCUACCUCAUCAUCUUCACCGACCUGUACUGGUGCUCAUGGAUAGCCACGGACCUGGUGGUGAUUUCGGGCUGGGGGAUUUUCUUCAUGAAGAACGCUCGGAGCAAGAGGGAGCGGGCCUGCGGCUUCCACCAGAAGAGCUCCAUCUUUGGCUGUAACCUCGGGGAGUUCACUUACGCCUACCUGGCCUGGCUCAUCUAUGUCAUUGCCUGCACCCCAAAGUUGGUGCUCAUCCUAGAGACCUCCAUCCUGGACCUGAUCGCGCUAAAGGUCCCGUGCGGAGUGACCGGCUUCAAAAUCAUCAUGCUCCUUUCCGCGCCUCUGCUUUUCUGCCUCCUCAAUUCCAUCACUGAAGAUGUAAACGGGGUGACGCGGCACCAUUCCCAGAGCUGCUUCAUGAGCACCUGCCUCGACCUGCUGGACAGUUUCACGCUGGUGGAGAUGCUGCUAAGGAAUGAGAUCCCUACCCUCUACCUGAAGUACACCGUCAUCUCUGUGUAUUUCGUGGCCCUGGCCGUGCCGGUGAUUUGGCUCUACGAACUGACGGCGUCGGAGCUGCGUUGCCGGUGGUUGUGGGCGCGCUUCUCCACGGGCCUGCUUGUCAACGCACCUCUACUGAUGGUCAGGUGUUUCCAGGUGUAUGUUUACAAGAUACCUGCGUCUGUACUCAUGUUCAAAAACAUCUUUUUCUUGGUGUGUAAGUUCCUGGAGUUGGUGGAGCAGUGUGUGACGGUGCAGGGGAUCCGGAGGCUGACCGGCAACAGCAACCCGGCCCAGUUCUCCCACUGCGUGUCCGAGAACGACAUGUGUCCGCACGGAUACGUCAACACCCUGGCGGUGACCCAGUCCUAGAGCUCGGCCCGAGUCAGUCUGUG